AGAAAACGGCUCAGUUCACUUUGGCGAUAAUACACUAAAGUCGUUUAGUAAUUACAGACGAAACAACAAACGAACGACACUAUCGAUAGUGGCAAUAAAAGGCAAACCAUCGAUACUAUAGAUAGUGCCAUCGAUAUUUUUCCAGCUCUACUGUUGAUAUCUAAUUAUAAACAAUUUUUUUGGUAAAUACACGUAAUUCUUACAAAAUUGUUUUUUAGUAAAGUUAUAAUAAAAUGCCUAUUGAUGCACGAGAAUUAAUGGAGGCAAUUUCUAUAAUUGCCAAUCAGCGCAAUGUACGAGUGACCGCGAAACAGGCUGGAAAAGGAGCUAUGGUUUGUGCAGCGAGUGCUUUUGCAGGGGGAUUAUUGCUUGGUCCUUUAGGUUUAGUUGUUGGUAGUACCGCCGGUGGCUUGAUGGCAUAUAAAAUGACUAGUGGCACCUUCCGACCGUUAGCUGAUGUAUUGUUAAAUGAUUUAACGGAUCGACAACAAGAGCAGUUAGUGCGACAUGUCAACAAUGCAGUUGCUCAAUUCGAAAUAUCCGAUUUGGCACUAUUGCUGCCGUUGAUAAUGAACAACGCAAGCAUUCAACAAGCAGUUUUGAAGACGGCGAUUUCGUUUGUAUCAAAUGAGCUAAACCUGCAAAUAAUCGACUGACCUUUAGGUAUUAUAUGGGUUGCUAGGGAACAUUUAACGCAAUUGGGCACAAUAUUUCUAAAAAGCUGUUUGUAUAUAACAUUACUUGCUUUUUAUUCAUGCGUAUUGUUCUUAGUUUUUGUUUAUGUUAAUGUAUUCAAAAGUUAAGACGCAAAAAUAUUAACGCGAACAGUAAGCAUAAAGUAAUUUUCAUUUUUUAU
This is a messenger RNA of Rhagoletis pomonella (apple maggot), 856 nucleotides long. Its product is annotated as protein C19orf12 homolog. The record is from RefSeq and is a predicted model, not a curated record. The transcript is spliced from 3 exons. Bases 234 to 656 code for a protein of 140 amino acids. NCBI's taxonomy places the organism in Eukaryota, Metazoa, Arthropoda, Insecta, Diptera, Tephritidae.